Meyerozyma guilliermondii ATCC 6260 is the source of this 978-nucleotide messenger RNA. Its product is annotated as exosome non-catalytic core subunit. The transcript has a single exon. Bases 1 to 978 code for a protein of 325 amino acids. Gene Ontology annotation, cellular component: cytoplasmic exosome (RNase complex); nuclear exosome (RNase complex). Gene Ontology annotation, biological process: nuclear polyadenylation-dependent mRNA catabolic process; U5 snRNA 3'-end processing; exonucleolytic trimming to generate mature 3'-end of 5.8S rRNA from tricistronic rRNA transcript (SSU-rRNA, 5.8S rRNA, LSU-rRNA). The record is from RefSeq and is a predicted model, not a curated record. Lineage: Eukaryota; Fungi; Ascomycota; Pichiomycetes; Serinales; Debaryomycetaceae.
AUGCUGCAACUAUCGUUUCUGCCCGAUGUUUUGGCCCGGGUUGCGCCAGACAUCUCACUUGAUCGUCAUAUUGCCGAGGGCUUGCGGCCUUGCUUGCGAGAAUUUGACGAGUUUAAACCUCUAAAAACAACUUUGGGAGCACUAAACACCUCCGACGGCAUCCCGGUCGUCGGUUCCAGCAUCGUGAAAAGUGGAUCUACCACCGUUUUUUGUGGCAUUUCCGUAGGAACCGUCGAGAGAGACACCACAAAUACAUCCAAAUAUGCCUCUAUAUACCCCGUGGUGGAAGUUUCUCGAGGUAGAAGUGGCGCCCCAACUGACGAAGAAAUGAUCUUGUCGGAGUCACUCUACGAGCUGGUGUUGCAUUCGAGAAUUAUCCCCAGAGAAUCACUUAGGGUGACCCCUGGAGUGGCGGUGAUCAAUGACCGUGGCACUGGUCAUCAGUCGGUGCUGAUUUACUACCCAGAUAUCAACCCAGACGAAUAUGAGAUUCUCGACAAACAGCGAAUGGUGAAUCACGAAAUGGUUUUGACAGCCCAUCUCAAGGUGUUGUCGCGAGACGGACCGCUUUUCGACAUUUGUCACAAGGCUUUGGUGGAAGCGUUGCUUAACGUUCGUCUUCCUCGGAUGUACAUUAAUGAUACCGUAGAUAUUCGUGUGCCUGUUCGUUCUCGAGGUAACUUUGGACAUUUAAAUUCACAGCAACAGCUCAACAUCGAUGCAAAUGCUGAGAUACUGAAACCUUUGGAGCUCGAAACUGCAAAUAUCGGCUUAUCGUCGUCGUUUGGUGUGGUGAACCAGUCGGUGCUUUUGGCUCAGCUUGAAGGUGACGCUGAAGAAACGGCAGCUACCUCCAGAAUGAACAUCAUCACUACCAAAGAUAAACUCCAGGGCUUCAGUCUCUCGGGAAACAUCGACCGAAAUAUGAUAAAAAAGGCAAUCGAGUUGUCGCAAUUACGAGCCGAAUUGGCACCAUAG